AUGCUGGGCCUCAGUAGCUUCGCCAGUCGGCGACGAUCUGUGUACCUGACCCUGGCAAUCGCUGCGUCACUCGUCUGUCUUGUCAACCUAUUUUUCCUCACCACCGCCGUUGAUGAUUCGCCCCGUCGCAGUCGCUUCCCCGGUGCUUCAAUCUUCCGCCACCAGGAAAAACACCUGAAAGGCAGUCUGGCCCGCGAUGAACACCCGAUUGUCGGAUUGAUGGAAGAUGCCAAUCGUCACUGGCAGCAAUAUGAGGGGAGCCGCUCGCGGAGCUUUCGGCAGACUGUCGCCAAGUAUCGUCAAACGUACGGGCGACAUCCACCCCCGGGGUUCAAGGAAUGGUACCAAUACGCGCGCGAGAGAAACGUCUACCAUGUCGACGACUUUCAGCAGAUUAUGGCAGACUUGCGACCAUUUUGGGCGAUCGCGCCACAGAGAUUCGACGCUGUGCCGUUGAAAGUGGAGGGAUGGCGAGUGGAAAAUCUCUUUAAGGUGGUGCGCAAGCUGGCGCCGUAUCUGCCGGACAUGGACAUUGCAAUGAACAUUAUGGACCAACCGCGCCUCUUGGCCACCUUUGAGGACAUUCAGAAGUACCUCCAAGUAGAGGAGAGCACGCGAACCCUUCCGCCAAAUGCCACGGACCGAUUUACCCCGAAGAUGCAGUAUUUCUAUGAGGAAAAGGCGAGCGUCAACGCGGAAAAGAAUGGUGACGGCGAAGAGCUGGAUCCGGCUUGGUUCUCUGCGGCGGGCAGACCGUACAUGGAUUUUGCAAAGGACGCAUGCGCGCCGAACUCGCCGGCGCGUAACAGCAGUAUCUCCGUGGCCGAGGCGGACGCCGCUUUCAAAUCAGCUGCCGGGGGGCUUAUCACCAAUUUUACCACCGCAUCAGAUCUCUGUACGGUAGGCCCAGUCAUCGGAGACCAGCAUGGCUUCCUCUUCUCCGCCUCCAGUAAUGUCAUCACCCGGAAGCUACUGCCUGUGUUCAGCGAAUGCAAGGUGAGCGUGAACAACGACAUUCUCUUCCCGGCCAACAUGUACUUUUUGAAAGACAAGCGCUACCAGUACCAAUCGCGACACGACUACGAGUGGGAAGACAAAUCCGACUCCCUGAUAUGGCGCGGUGUGACAUCGGGCGGCAUUCAAGUCGAGGACAAUUGGCAUCGCCUGCAUCGGCAGCGAUUCGUGCGUCUAUCCAAUGCAACGGAGAUGGACAUGGAAAAGGUCUCGAUUUUGGCCCAGGAUGCUCAUGACGGCCACUACCAUGUGGUUGAUGACUUUAAUCCCGCCGAUUUCGCCGCCUCCCACUUUGACGUGGGGUUCACCGAGGCGAUCGCCUGCAUUCCCGACACAUGUCCCUUUUACAAAGACGUCUGGACCUACAAAAAGCCCCAGCCUUUUUCGCAACAGUUCAAAUCCAGAUACCUGGUCGAUUUGGACGGCCACAGCUUCUCUGGUCGCUGGCGGGCCUUCCUGCAAAGUAAAUCCCUCGGCUUGAAGGCCACUAUCUUCCGAGAGUGGCACGACUCGCGACUCUUUGCCUGGCGGCAUUUUGUUCCCCUGGAUAACCGAUAUGAUGAGUUUUACUCCCUGAUGACCUACUUCAUGGGACUGAACCCGUCGGCGUCUCCGGAAAAUUUGCGCCCUCACCUGCCCUCUGUUCCGCGUCACGAUCUCGAGGCCGAGGUGAUUGCCACUCAAAGUCGCGAGUGGGCUGGUCUGGCUCUGCGUGAUGAGGAUCUGUACAUCUACAUGUACCUUCUCCUCCUGGAGUAUGGACGAAUCAUUGAUGACAAUCGUGAGCAUAUCGGCUAUAGCGGCGAUGGCAGUGAGCUCGACGCAUUCGAUGCCAAACACCCGUUUCCCUCGUCAUUAGACCAGCUUCUUUAUGAGCAAUAA
Molecule: messenger RNA, 1896 nt
Organism: Penicillium oxalicum
Lineage: Eukaryota; Fungi; Ascomycota; Eurotiomycetes; Eurotiales; Aspergillaceae
Exons: 2
Coding region: 1-1896 (631 amino acids)
Source: RefSeq, a predicted model, not a curated record